UUCUCACCAAAGUGUGCGGCUGCCUUUGCCAUCCCAAUCCGGCAAGGGGUUGGCAUCUCCCAUCAGCUGCAACGAUAUUCUUUGACGAAAUCUUUUAUGCUUUACUUUUAUUGGUCGUGUCAAUUUUAUUUGGUUGGUGCAACGAUGGUUCGGGCUUCUUGUAUUAUGCACGUCACACCUGAAGCGGGCUUUGAAAUUUCAGACGAAAAUUCUAUGACUGCUCCGCCACCGGUUAAUAGGAAACGUAAAAGAAUGAAUAAACCACGUGGUGCACAUGCUGAAAAUUGGUUGGAUGAGGACACGUCGAUCCUCAUCCAUAUCCUACAUGAGGAUGCAAGGAAAUAUGGGUUCAAUAGUUCAACCCUUAGUGCUCCACGAUGGAGGGAAGUUAUCGAUGAAUUUUGGAUGAAAUCUGGCAAGAAAGACACUUAUGACGAACAUCACAUUAAGUUCAAAUAACAAAGGUUAAGGACAAACACGAAAAACUUCAGGAACCUCCUUAAUUCUUACUCCGGCUAUGGUUGAGAUCCUGAAAAUAACACAGUUAUUUGCCCAGCUGAUAUUUGGAAAAAACAUAUGCUGGUAAGUUUGUGAGAUGAGUAAAAAUAUGUAUAUUGUACCUUUAUGCAUUUUGAACUAACAUAUUAUUUU
This is a messenger RNA of Nicotiana tabacum (common tobacco), 651 nucleotides long. Lineage: Eukaryota; Viridiplantae; Streptophyta; Magnoliopsida; Solanales; Solanaceae. The record is from RefSeq and is a predicted model, not a curated record.